Acanthopagrus latus (yellowfin seabream) is the source of this 2654-nucleotide messenger RNA. Its product is annotated as G-protein coupled receptor family C group 5 member C-like. Gene Ontology annotation, molecular function: G protein-coupled receptor activity; protein kinase activator activity. Gene Ontology annotation, cellular component: intracellular membrane-bounded organelle; signaling receptor complex; plasma membrane. Lineage: Eukaryota; Metazoa; Chordata; Actinopteri; Spariformes; Sparidae. The record is from RefSeq and is a predicted model, not a curated record. The transcript has 8 exons. Gene Ontology annotation, biological process: G protein-coupled receptor signaling pathway. The coding region runs from base 823 to 1992 and encodes 389 amino acids.
GGGUAAUUUCAUUGGCGCUGAGGCCGCUCAUCAAUCUCAGGCGAGCUCUGUUUAUCAAAUUCAGCUUCCAAUCAGGACCACAUGUAGUCACAUUACCGAUUAGAGCCGGACCGAUAACGAGUUUUGGGGCUGAUACCAAUAGUCACAGCCAGGAGGACCCAUGCCUGCCACUGCCUGAACAAAACAGGAAGGAGGCGUUAUUUUCCCAGGUCACUAUUCACAGGUAACGGUGGAACAACUAGAAUAACUCAACAAUGAAAAGAAGGAGAACCCAGUCGAUGGAGGAGGCUGAGAAAGAGGGACUUCAGACAGCUCAGAACCGCCUUUAUAUCUACUAGAUCGGUCCUCAGAGGAGAGCGGAGCUGCUGAGGUGCCCUAAUGAAGCCGGCUGCAACACACUGGACGAGACAACACAGGCGAGGUGGACAGGAUCCUACUUUCUGCGAUGGCGUCUUCUGUUUGUUAGACUUUCUGCAUGUAUACACGCGCAACUGCGACCGACGAGGAGAGGACAGAUGGAGGAGCGGCCGUGAAGAAGAGGAAGAAGAAGAAAGAAAGAAAGAAAGAAAGAAAGAAAGGAAGAAAGAAAGGAAGGAAGAAAGAAAAGAAACAACCACCCCCACCUGUGGAUCGAUUGAGUUUGAACGGGGGUCGAAGCAGCUGCGCAGGAGGCUCGAGUACAACAGAAAAGUAACAUUUUACAUUAAAGUAACGCCUCUGCUCGUCUGAAACUACCUGGAUACAUCAUUCACACUCACCUGUUGGGAGCGUCGGUCCAGCUUUGAAUAAAAACAACAACAAGAGAAACCCUGCAGUGAAGCCAUGGCUGAAGCUCCAAAAGGUUGCAACCCCGGCAUCAGCUUCAUAUAUUACAACCUGUGUGACCUGACCACAGUGUGGGGGAUUGUGGUGGAGGCCGUCGCUGCAGCCGGUGUGGUGACCUCCUUUGUCCUGUUCAUCAUCCUCAUGGCCUCGUUACCCUUUGUGACGGACAAGAAGAGGAAGGGUAUGGUGGCCCUGCAGGCGGGCAUCCUCAUCUUCACUCUUGGACUCUUUGGACUCACUUUUGCCUUCAUCGUGGGUCGAUACUCCACCAGCUGUGCGGCACGGAGGUUCCUCUUUGGAGUACUGUUCUCAGGAUGUCUAGCCUGCCUGUUGAUGCACGGGUUGUGGCUUGCGCUGCUGCGGCGGCGAGGCCGCGGGCCCAGGAGCUGGAUGCUGUGCACGGGAGCCCUGGGCCUGUGGCUGGUGGAGGUGAUCAUCAACACCGAGUGGCUCAUCAUCACCGUGGUCCGGAGCCCGGCCGAGGUCGCCAUCCCCGACCUGUCCUGCAGAAUCGCCAACCAGGACUUUGUGCUGUCUCUGAUGUACGUGAUGGUUCAGCUGGUAGCUGUGGUGCUGAUGCCCAUUCCCUCGCUGACACACAAGCACAAGCAGUGGCGGCGAGAUGGAGCCUUCAUCCUCCUCACAGGGCUCUUCACACUGGCUAUCUGGGUCGCAUGGAUCGUCAUGUACAUCCAUGGGAACACAGCGGCUGGGCAUCCCACCUGGGACGACCCUACUCUGGCUGUAGCUGUGGUGUCAAACGCCUGGGUGUUCCUCUUCCUCUACACCAUCCCAGAAAUCUGCUUGCUGACCGUGGAGGACCCGGACCAGGAGGAGCCACAUGAUGGAGACGUCUAUCCUGCCAGGAGCCUAGUUUACGAAAACAUCCUGAAAGAGCCGGCGCCGCCCCAGCAGAACAUCUACAUUGAGAAUAAAGCCUUCACUAUGGACGAGACUCCGACAGAACCCACAAAGCCAGUGUCUCCAUAUGGUGCCUACAAUGGUCAGCUACGAAGUGGCGUGUACCAGCCCACUGAAAUAGCCCUGAUCGCCAAGGGCCUGACUAAGAUGGACCAGGACGCAAUGCUCCCUCGAGCCAGAGCCCCGUCCUUGAUUCCAGGAAGUGGCAGCUCCCUGCCUCGCUCAGUUGAGUCCUUUCCCCCCUAAGGACCAACACAUGCUGGACCUCACAGUUCCAAGUAUCAACUGCUCGCCUGUUCUGUAUGCACAAGGAGUGUCACAAAUCAAAUGUUAAAACGACACCAACAAUAUCAAGACAAGGGCAGUGUACGAAGGAUAAUGUAUACAGAGCAGCCAGCGAAGUGCCUCCGUUUAAUUUCCAUUCUCGAUUUUCAGGCAACUAGCGCCUUAGAGGUUUUGACUUUCAGCUAUAAACCAACUUGCAGCUUCACUCCUUGGACUCGUAAAAAAUCAUAAAGAGUGUAGACAUGUAUGUAGCUCUAUAGGGAAGCUUUUACUUUCCAACAACUGUUCUAUUUAAAAUCGAAAUCUAAAAGGUGACUUAUUUAUACAUUUUUAGCUGCCACAUGAACCACAGUAGGCUGAUUUUGGAGCAACAGUAGUAAUAGAUACAGAGAGAUUAAAGGUCUAUUAUUUGACUGUUGCAUAUCACUGUUCAUCGAUGUGCACUGAAAGUUCUCACCAGUGCCUUUCUAUCAUAAAUACGUUGCAUGGAAUUGAUUGUAAAACAUUAUGUUGUAAUUCAGACUUCCUGUGAAAGCCAUAUGAUUUUGUAGCGUCUUUAUAAGAAUGUGAUUUUAUGUAAAAGGUAUAAAUUCUAACUUAUUAAACCCGUCGAGGUUACGAGA